CGGCUCAGCUACUGACGGUGUCUGUGAGCUUUAUAGUCCGUCCUUUGAACCAGGAUGCUAGUGGAAACAUUAAGCCGUGAGCUCUUCUCAGCGCCGGGAAAUGAAUGUUGGUUAUACUUCGUCUGAAUGCCUCUUUGUUGGCAGUAAACACGUAGCGGUACACCCCGCAUGAGAGGGGAUCUUCGGUUGCAUUUUAGCCGUUUUUUAAUUCUUUGACGGUUGAGAAGAAGAAGCAUCCACAGGGAACAGAAGUAGCGGCUGGUUGACAGGUGCUGUCGCCGUCGAGAGAUGCCGCCCGUUCAGAGAACGAUGUCUGAACUUCGUACCCGGGCGGAGGGAUAUGAAAAGACAGAGGACACAUCAGAAAAGACAUCAUUAGCUGAUCAAGAAGAUGCCCGACUGAUAUACCUCAACCAGCAGCAGUUCACCAGGUUUUGCAACAACAGAGUCAGCACAGCCAAGUAUAAUGUCCUCACCUUCCUCCCCCGGUUCCUCUACUCACAGUUCAGAAGGGCAGCCAACGCCUUCUUUCUCUUCAUUGCACUCUUGCAGCAAAUUCCAGAUGUGUCACCGACUGGUCGCUGGACCACACUGGUGCCGCUGCUCUUCAUCCUAGUGGUGGCUGCAGUCAAGGAGGUCAUUGAAGAUCUGAAACGUCACAAAGCUGACAGUGUUGUCAACAAAAAAGAAUGUCAAGUAUUGAGAAAUGGUGCCUGGGAAAUUGUACACUGGGAGAAGGUGUCUGUUGGGGAAGUAGUCAGAGCUUCAAAUCGGGAUCACCUCCCGGCUGACCUCGUCAUUCUGUCAUCCAGUGAACCACAGGGUAUGUGCUACAUUGAAACAUCUAACUUGGAUGGAGAAACAAACCUUAAAAUAAGACAGUGUCUCCAAGUGACUGCAGGCUUAAAGGACAUUGAGAGCUUGAUGCGCCUCAGAGGGCGAAUGGAGUGUGAGAGCCCAAACCGUCAUCUGUAUGAGUUUGUUGGGAACAUUCGCCUGGAUGGACACAGCACAAUACCACUGGGUCCAGACCAGAUCUUACUGAGAGGGGCUCAGCUGAGGAACACUCAGUGGGUCCAUGGUGUGGUGGUCUACACAGGACAUGACACAAAGCUCAUGCAGAACUCCACUCGGCCCCCUCUGAAGCUGUCGAAUGUAGAGCGGAUCACCAAUAUCCAAAUACUUGUGUUGUUUGGCUGCCUGCUGGCCAUCUCUCUGUUCUGCUCCAUCGGUCAAACCAUCUGGAAGUACCAGAGCGGCAAUGAUGCCUGGUACAUGGAUCUCAACUCUCCAGAUGGUGGGGCGGCAAACUUUGCACUCAACUUUCUCACCUUCAUCAUCCUGUUCAACAACCUGAUCCCCAUCAGUCUCCUGGUCACACUGGAGGUUAUCAAGUUCAUCCAAGCCUUUUUCAUCAAUUGGGACACUGAUAUGCUCUAUGAGCCCACAAACACACCUGCCAUGGCUCGCACCUCCAAUCUGAAUGAAGAACUAGGCCAGGUGAAAUACAUUUUCUCUGACAAGACGGGGACACUGACCUGCAAUGUCAUGCAGUUCAAGAAGUGCACUAUUGCCGGUGUGGCUUAUGGCCAUGUCCCUGAGGCUGAGGAGGGUAGUUUUGCAGAGGACGACUGGCACAGCACACACUCGACUGAUGAGGCUGAAUUUAAUGACCCAAGCUUACUGGAAAACUUCCAAAGUAAUCACCCUACGGCUGCUGUCAUCCUGGAGUUCAUGACCAUGAUGGCCAUCUGUCACACUGGAGUUCCUGAGCACACUGAUGGAAGAAUCACAUACCAGGCUGCAUCUCCAGAUGAAGGAGCUCUGGUGAGAGCAGCACGAAACCUUGGCUUUGUGUUUUCUGGACGAACCCCAGACAGUGUGAUUGUGGAAAUUCUUGGAACAGAGGAGAAGUACGAACUACUUCAUGUACUGGAGUUUACCAGUGCACGUAAAAGGAUGUCUGUCAUCAUGCGCACUCCAUCUGGAAAGAUCCGCCUCUACUGCAAAGGAGCUGACACAGUGAUUUAUGACCGUCUGGCAGACAGCUCUAAGUACAAAGAGAUCACACUGAAGCACCUGGAACAGUUUGCCACUGAAGGGCUGCGUACGUUGUGCUUUGCGGUGGCAGACAUCAGUGAAUCAUCCUAUGAGCAGUGGCUGGAAAUCCACCACAGAGCCUGCACCUCCCUGCAGAACAGAGCCCUAAAACAGGAGGAGAGCUAUGAACUUAUAGAGAAGAACCUGCAGCUCCUGGGGGCCACAGCAAUAGAGGACAAGCUCCAAGAUAAGGUGCCUGAGACCAUCGAGACACUGAUGAAAGCUGAUAUCAAGAUUUGGAUCCUGACCGGAGACAAACAGGAAACAGCCAUCAAUAUCGGACAUUCCUGCAAACUACUGACCAAGAACAUGGGCAUGCUUGUGAUCAAUGAAGAAACUCUUGAUAAUACAAGGGAAAUGCUCAGCCACCACUGUGGACUGCUGGGAGAUGCCCUAUACAAGGAGAAUGACUUUGCUCUCAUUAUUGACGGGAAGACUCUGAAAUAUGCCCUUACAUUUGGAGUGCGACAGUACUUUCUGGACCUCGCCUUGUCCUGUAAAGCUGUCAUAUGCUGCAGAGUAUCUCCUCUUCAGAAAUCAGAGGUGGUGGAGAUGGUAAAGAAACAGGUUAAAGUGAUCACGCUGGCAAUUGGUGACGGCGCUAAUGAUGUGGGAAUGAUCCAGACAGCCCAUGUUGGUGUGGGAGUCUCUGGCAACGAGGGCCUUCAGGCAGCAAACUCCUCUGACUACUCUAUUGCCCAGUUCAAAUACUUGAAGAAUCUGCUGCUUGUCCAUGGAGCCUGGAAUUACAACCGCGUAGCCAAGUGUAUCCUGUACUGCUUCUACAAGAAUAUCGUCCUCUACAUCAUUGAGAUCUGGUUUGCUUUUGUCAAUGGCUUCUCAGGUCAGAUUCUGUUUGAACGCUGGUGCAUCGGCUUGUACAACGUGAUCUUCACCGCUCUGCCUCCUCUCACUCUGGGAAUAUUUGAGCGCUCCUGCAGGAAAGAGAACAUGCUAAAAUACCCUGAGCUCUACAAAACCUCCCAGAAUGCCAUGGGUUUUAAUACCAAGGUUUUCUGGGCCCAUUGUCUGAACGGCCUCUUCCACUCUGUCAUCCUCUUCUGGUUCCCCCUUCAAGCCUUCCAGCAUGAUACAGUUUUUGGCAAUGGAAGAACUGCAGACUAUCUUCUCUUAGGCAACAUGGUUUACACAUUUGUGGUCAUCACAGUUUGUCUUAAAGCUGGCCUUGAGACCUCAUCCUGGACCAUGUUCAGUCACAUUGCCAUCUGGGGAAGCAUUGGCUUAUGGGUGGUGUUUUUCAUUAUCUACUCCUCCCUGUGGCCCCUCAUCUCUCUGGCUCCGGACAUGUCAGGCGAGGCGACCAUGAUGUUCAGUUCAGGGGUCUUCUGGAUGGGCCUGUUCUUCAUCCCAGUCACCUCGCUGGUCUUUGACGUGGCCUACAAAGUAGUGAAGAAGGCAUACUUUAAGACCCUGGUGGAUGAGGUGCAGGAACUUGAGGCUGCAUCCAAAGACCCUGGAGCAGCGGUGCAUGGAAAGAGUUUGACGGAGAGGGCCCAGCUCCUGAAGAACGUCUUCAAGAAGAGCACGGUCAGUUUGUACCGGUCUGACUCUAUGCAGCAGAACCUGCGCCAUGGGUAUGCCUUCUCUCAAGAUGAAAAUGGUGUGGUGUCUCAGUCUGAGGUCAUCAGAGCAUAUGACACCACCAAACAGAGGACCAACGAGUGGUGAGCUGCCGGCCAGCCCGGAGCCGCUUCAGCCCUUUCUAAAGGCGACAUUUAAAGCCGAGAUGCAAAUAUGUGCCCAAGCACUGAGGGGGAUUCCUGAUGCGAGUAUGAAACGGAUAGAGCAAAGUGACAUUUGUAGUCUUUGAAAAAGGAAAAAAAAAAACAAGGAACAAAACAAAACAAGUUCACAAUCAGUUGUAGUUGUAUGUCCAGCACACAUGAUGAGCACCGUGCUUUCUUAGCAGUCUGUGGUCUGAAGUUCUUCACUGUUGUCACUCGGUUUGUCCGGGUGAACGUCACCUAUCUACUGGUUUAAAGAAAGGCAGUAUUAACAAAAACCAUCGUAUCAAAUUAAAGUCAAGCUCAAACACUGUUCUUAUAAAAGUUAAAACACUGGAUGACAAUUUGUUUUAGAGGAUCUGAAAUUGUGAAAAAUUGCCAAAGAGCGGUCAUUUAUACAACCAUCCAGGAGUAAUCACACUCCUGGGUGUGCUCCAGCACUACAUGGACCACUUCAGAGCAGACAUUUGCAAUGUUUUAAUUUUCUUUUUACACCUAAGGAAGCAUGUGCUGUGUGAUGCCUUAUAUCGGCAUUGUUUCUUUUAAAAUGUUUUUUUUUUUUUACUUAGCUUAAUUUUGAAGUAUAUUGUGCCUGGUUUUAUUUAUUUUUUACCUUAUUUUAUGAAGCUGCUUCCUGCAACAUACAGUAGUCCUGUUUCAACCAUUUUCUUCAUGGAAGCAUUCCACACUUCACUCCUGUCUCAACAUUCACAAUGGUGCCUAGGUAGAAGUAAAAGACGGCCAAGAAUAUUUUACCCAGUUAGCUUAGACCAGUACUCCACAAACACAUACUGAAGACAAUUUGCUGUCUCCCCAACCACAGUCUUGCACUCAUUCUGUGUUAAAACUACAGAGUGCCUUGUGGCACAUGUAAAAAUGAAGAAUUGUUCCUGUCGAGGAGAAGAGGAGGCUCUCUCAUGGUCGUGUUGAUGCUUAAGGUGAUGAUGGUAUUUCCCUUAAAAUGGAGAUUUAACCUUCUAACAUAAGUGCCAUUAGCUUAAGGAAGGGGGAGAGAAAUAUUAGCCAGGAAAACUUCACGACAGUAUCAAAGCUACUUUGUCUCUAUAGUUAUUUUGUGGAUUUGUAUUUUUAUAUUGGAGAUGUAUGAAUUUUGCAUUGACUGGCUUUGUAAUGAAUUGUCUGUAACCUUUUGUUUUUCGUUCUCAUAACCUGGCAGGAGAGAAUAGAUCGAAUAAGGAAACUGAGCUGUGUUAAAUGUCAUGUUCUUAUUAAUAUUAAUAUUGUUGCAGCUUGAUUUACUUAUAAUUGACUAUUUACUGUCUGUGUGAUUGCUUUUUCUCCCUAUGGGAGAUCACAUUUCUGACGGUGUAUGAGUAUGUGUGUUGGUUUAUUACCUGCAUGUGCAUGUGUUGUAUGUGUGUGAGUGUGUGUCUCCUCUGCUGUGGAUAAUGUCUACGUACUGUACGCACUGCAUGUCUGUGUCCUCUAUGUGAGACUGGGAGUUCAGUCCUGGUGUACUUUGUUGAUUGUGUGUGUGUGUGUAUGCGUGUGUGUUGACGCUUGCUCCAGUUGUCUGUCUGCAUGACCCCAGGUACUACUACUGCAAUGUGCUGAUGCAUGGCCCGUAUGGGAUAGUGUGUGUGUGUUGGUGUCUGGUAUGACUGUGUGUGCGCUUGUGGUCAAACUCUCGGUCUUGACUGUGGAAGUUUUGGAUGCCCAGCUCGCUUCAACUAGAGAUGUUGCACAAUGCACUCAAUGUACCUUCUCAGUAGUGGUUAUCUGGUCUUAUCUUCUUUCACUAAAGGAUUUCUCUUGAGUGUACAUGUCUGUAUCUUGCUUUCUUCAUGCACUGUACCUCUGAUUUACAGGGAGGCUCUUCUGUGUUUCUCGGUUUGGUGAGGGUUCGUGAUGAUUUUUUUUCUUUGCUGGUCGUCUGUGUUACAAAUAUUUGGUUGUCAUCAUGUCGUUAUUGUGGAAGGCUCAGACUUUAGCUUUCUUUUUUCGGAAAACAUGAAACGCGUUGUUUGUGAAAGCCGUGAGCUGCAUGGAUGGGAAACACACACUGUUCUCUGAAGUGUUAACUGUACUACUUCGAAUCUUCCUCAAGUGUUGAUCACUUUACAAAAGAGAAAAUACACACCUUUAACUUUUCUUUACAGUAUUCAUUUCUUUUCUGUUGUUUUGUUCAGUGAUUGUUCUGCAUGUUGGGACUGCGAAAUUAUAAGUGUUGUCUUACUGCCAUGAAGGACUACUGAAUAAACUUCACAGUAAUGAAG
Monopterus albus (swamp eel) is the source of this 6082-nucleotide messenger RNA. It is a transcript of the gene atp8a1, whose product is annotated as ATPase phospholipid transporting 8A1. Gene Ontology annotation, molecular function: ATP binding; magnesium ion binding; ATP hydrolysis activity. Gene Ontology annotation, biological process: phospholipid translocation. The record is from RefSeq and is a predicted model, not a curated record. Bases 289 to 3789 code for a protein of 1166 amino acids. Lineage: Eukaryota; Metazoa; Chordata; Actinopteri; Synbranchiformes; Synbranchidae. Gene Ontology annotation, cellular component: trans-Golgi network; plasma membrane. The transcript is spliced from 38 exons.